AGGCACAACCUGUUGUAGCUUAUAAAAAAGGAAAGCUCUUUGGUAAGAAUGGAAAGUCCUGAGAGCCAGUAGGCGAGUCUGCUCCCCAGGAGGCGAUAGCAUCCCAAGUCCACUAGGAUUUUAGCUUCAACCACCGGACUGUCUUUCGUCCAGACUGGACCAGGAAGUCACAUCAAAGGGCCGAGCAAGACCCUGGGCAAAGCAGCUGGGUGAACCAAGUUACAAAGAAGCCAAGGAAAGCUGCAGAAUGGCGAGAAAAGGCAGAGACGCAUAGGAGGGAUAAGACGGGAGGAGGGAGGCGGGGAGGGAGGGGAGAGAGCAGAAAGCCGAGCACGGACGUCAGGAACAAAAGCUCCGGCGGAGUCUGGCGGAGGCACUAGGGGAGCACGGGGUGUUUUGAAUAAUUAUUAAAAUUAGCAUGUGUCUGCGCCAUCCUGUGGGUGUGGCGCAGAGCGGAGUGUAAACUCUAGCGGGGCCGGAGCAAACACUGGAUUAGCGGCAGCAGCCUGCCAGCCUGCCCGGGAGUGUGGGGACCAGCGCGCGGCACGCCGACCGGCACGAUGGCCUCGUCUCAGGGGAAGAGCGAGCUGAAAUUCGCCGACUGGAUGGCAACUCUGCCGGACAGCAUCCACAGCAUCCCCCUCACCAAUUUAGCCAUCCCAGGAUCUCAUGAUUCCUUCAGCUUCUACAUUGAUGAAGCCUCUCCAGUAGGGCCUGAACAGCCAGAAACCGUCCAGAAUUUUGUCUCUGUGUUUGGAACCGUAGCCAAAAAGCUGAUGCGGAAAUGGUUAGCCACUCAAACAAUGAACUUUACUGGUCAGCUAGGAGCUGGGAUCCGUUAUUUUGAUCUUCGAAUUUCCACCAAGCCCAGGGACCCCGACAAUGAACUCUACUUUGCUCAUGGUUUGUUCAGUGCCAAAGUCAAUGAAGGCCUUGAGGAGAUUAAUGCAUUCCUCACAGAUCACCAUAAGGAGGUAGUAUUCUUGGACUUCAACCAUUUUUAUGGGAUGCAGAAAUAUCACCAUGAAAAACUGGUCCAAAUGCUGAAAGACAUCUAUGGAAACAAGAUGUGCCCAGCGAUUUUUGCGCAGGAAGUUAGUCUAAAGUACCUGUGGGAGAAAGACUAUCAAGUGCUGGUCUUCUACCAUAGUCCAGUGGCUCUGGAAGUGCCCUUUCUCUGGCCUGGGCAGAUGAUGCCAGCACCCUGGGCCAACACCACAGACCCGGAAAAACUGAUCCAGUUUCUUCAGGCAUCCAUCACGGAGAGAAGAAAGAAGGGCUCGUUUUUUAUAUCUCAGGUGGUACUGACCCCCAAAGCUAGCACUGUGGUCAAAGGAGUGGCCAGUGGCCUCAGAGAAACGAUCACAGAAAGAGCUCUUCCUGCCAUGAUGCAGUGGGUCCGCACACAGAAGCCAGGAGAGAGUGGCAUCAAUAUUGUCACUGCUGAUUUUGUAGAACUUGGGGAUUUCAUCAGCACUGUCAUAAAGCUCAACUAUGUCUUUGAUGAAGGAGAAGCCAACACUUGAUAGUACCAUUUGGAGCGUCCACGAGUAAGAUAGAGAAGACUCAUUGUAUUAGGCAUAUUAUCUAUAAACACUCUGAUCUUCCUAUUCCACUGAGUCUCUGAGGGGAUUAGGCUGGUAGUGGGUGGGAAAAGGGGGAAUCCAUUUCUUCAGUGAUGAUUAUCAUACUCUGCAUUACUAUAAAUACUUCAUUUCCCAUUUGAUGAGCAAAAUCUGCUACUAGUGUUAGGGAUAAAAAAAGACCAGUGAAUUUUGUUUUUCAGAAUUAGUCUUUGUAACGUAUAACUCAUGAGUGUUUACUUGAUUGCGUUUCCGAUUUCAGCCUAGGGCUCCUACACUGUUUCCACUAACUGAACCUUUCCGCUCCCUCUUUCGCUCGCUCUUUUUAAUCAGCUGCCAUAUGGGACUCAAAACAAUUGAAUGCCCAAUGUAAUGUGUAUUACAUCGUUGUACUGAAAUUUGUUUUUGUGAAGACUUGGUAUAAUAUAAUAUUCUAUAGUCAUCUGCAAUUGGUCGAUCAUUGCUAACUUUUGGUCAUAGAAAAUAUGCAUCAAAUCAGUUUCCCUGCAUCAGUAAUAUUGGAGGCCAUAAUCAGUAAUUUUUGUGUUAUAUGAAUAUAACAGUGUUUCACAGUGUUUCUAUUUAAGGCAGCUAUAAAUAUAGAGUAAAAACUUUUUUGAAAGAAUGAUUAGUGCCAACCCUGUAGUGAAAAAUGGAGGAGGGAGAAGAGAUGGAUGCCAUUUUAAUUCAGGAAUCUCUUAAGUAAUAUUGCCCUGCAAAUCCUCAGUAAGUAAAAAAUUAUGACAGAUGUGUUAAAAUCAGGAAGCUCUGAAAAGAACUCUUACAAAAUCUCCCCUAUUAAUUCUCUUGAUUAAAAAAAAGGAAAGAAAAUGAAGAAGAAAGAAAUGAAACAUUGUGCAAGCUUUCCUACCAAAUUGGCAUCUUCGAACAUGUAAUUCUAAAUCUCAAAUUUUGAGGAACGUAUUUCGAGCAGCUUCAGUUCAAAUUUUUACUCGAGGUUGAGGAAAGUUGAGAAAAGAGGAAGGGUUGCAGAAAGAAUUAAAAAGUUUUUGAAACCAUGUAUAGCGUAAAAUCUUAAAGAUCCAUGAAAUGUUUUUAGGAGAUGCUUAAAUACAUGGGGUGUGGGCAGACACAGUGAAAAUUAACACUGACUCAUCACUUCUGAGUUCUGUCCUACCCCAGAAUCAAGCCUGGGGCAGAGGCAAAAGUUUCACAGAACCUUUCUGUGUCUCAACUUUUGAUAUAGUCCACAUCUACAGAGAAGGAAAAUGAUAACUCCGCUUUGAGCCUUGCUCCCUCCUUGGUGUCUUUGUGAUAUUUGACAACUCUAGAAUAUUCUAAAAGAGCACAAUAACCCUUACCGGUGUGCCUCACAGGAAUACUGUGAGGCAUUUCUAAAAAUCUAUAAAUUGCUGAAAUUCUUAUAAUUAUGAAUUGUUUUAACUUCGUGUUUAGAAAUAAUUGCACCUCAAGAGUUUCCCGGGGAAAUGCGUUCCACGCAAAGUAGGGCCAUAGGAAAAUAGAAAAAUAAAAGCAUGUCUGCAGUUUUUAAUUAAUUUAAACAUAGGACAUACGGUUUGAUCUCUUACACCUAGGUAAGGGGGUUGAUCCCAAGAUUGUGUCAAGAUUUUGAGUAAUUAAGAGCUAGUUCUAAGGUUAUAAAUACUCACUGUCAGAAAGUAGUAUUUUUUAGCAGCUGCAGGGAGGAAAGAGAAAAUUUUCACCCUGAAGAGAAUGUUUAUGAAGAAUGUGUAGUUGUGCUUGGGAGAGCUGCAGCAGCAUGCAGGCGUGCAACACUUCCACAUUCCAGUUGUGUGUCUGUCGUGCCACCCCCAGUAUGCCGACACGUACCCACUCCUGCCGGCAGACAGAUACAAAUGCACACAGACACACGCAGACACGGGUAUAAUCACAGUUCUCCUUUUCCAGGGAAAAUAUUGGUAAUAUUUAAUCACUUAAUUUUGAGACCGAAACCCUUAGCAAGGUACGAAAAGAGUGGUUAAGACCUUUGAACGUAGAGUAGCUGAUUAUCUUCAAAUAUUUUUGUAAAAAUAUUCUGGCUUGGGACUUAAUUAUUCACAAAUAUAGUUUUCUUUCCACCUUCCCUCCUCUUGCAGUUUAUUGUCUUUUUAUCUCUUUCACCUGCUCUUAAUGUGCAGUUGAAUAUGAGUCCUUUUUAAAGGACUAUGGAUUAUUGAAAUUUACAUCCUGUCAAUUUGCUUUGUGAGCAGAUCUUCUCUCUGACAAUUCAUUAUUCAUCCCUCGGGAGGAUCUUUAGCCAAGCACACUUGCAAUGACACAAGGAUUUAACUUAUAAAUAUGACAGAAAACAAAUCUUUCAACAUAUUAAUGAGGAAUGAAUAAAAUAUAGGGGUAACUAUGUUGUAUUUUCUUGAACUUAGAUGCUUUCUUAUAAUGUUGGCUUAGAAUUAGCUUUGCCAUAUUUGUCAUUUGGGUGCUGGAAAAAACAAACAUGCUGAAGCAUUAGACUAAUUGUGCAGGUUUUUUUUUUUUUUUUUACUGGAGAAAGCUUUUUAUUGCUAUUAAUGAUAUGCACGCAGAAACCUUGUUGGACAAAAGGUACUUUCAAGUCAAUGUUAUGGUUUCCAUGUGGACAUACAGUCCCCAUGUAGCAGGCACCAAGAAUAAACGGACUUGCCUUCAUUUCUAAAGGCGGGAGCAGGUAGAAGUGGACCAUGGGUCCUCCAGCUAGAGGGAGAGUCACCAGGAGGGAGUCCUUGGAAAGGGGAACAGAGAGAAGGUGCCUUUGGCUGUCUUCUGCCUAUUGGCUCUGCCCUGAGGCGGAUGUAGGGAGCAGGCUGUGGGCCUUAAAUAGAGUGGGGGUGAGGACUCGUAUUGUGCAAUCAGAGCUUAGCCUCAGCCUCUGCUCCUUUGUCUUCGCAGGGCAUUGUCUUUCCAGAGAGCCAGGAGCACAAGGGCUACAAAUAGGCCCCAGGAUGUAGGCGGUAUAUCUUGGUGCACUUUUUGUUUGGCUUUUUCUUAAAACUUUAUGUCACAAGUCCUACAAGGCAAAAACAGAAACAAAAUCCAACCACUACCUAAUCUGCAGUAGGAAAUCAAAGGAGUGGGUGGGAUGAGGGAAGAUAGGCAAAGAAUAUCAUUUUUUUCCUUUGCUUUCCUGUCUGUAAUUUUGAAGGACCGAAAUGGCAAAUGCUUUGCCAUUAUCAUUUAUGUCUCCCUUAUUACCACACAUUCAUACGAGUGCAGAGAAUGAGGAGGCAUCUUUGAAAAGCCUUAGGAUAUUUUGUAUGAUGACCUCAAUAUUCACUUUCAGCCAUACUGGGAAAACUCACUUUUCAUAGAGCACCACCCAGCAGUGAAUGUACUAGAGCAUUGUUUGGCAUGUAUGUGUCUGUGUGUGUACACGCAUAGAAACACACACACACACACACACAUACACACCCACGGGAUGCACAUCUCACAUGCAUUAUUCAAGUUACAACUGCACUCUCUAAUCACCCAACCUGAUUCUAUUGCCAUUUUAACUCUUAAAAUCAGUAUUUCCUUAUGUUAAUGGGCAAACAUAACUCAGAUAUUUACAUAUUCAAGAGGAGAAAAAAAUCACUAGAAAACCAGUGAAAAAUGAGACCAUCAUAAAUAAGAAAUGACGAGCAGUGAUAGUCUAAAUACAUUGUCAAUUACGCUUCAAGCUGGAGAAUUGAAGAUGGACUUGAAUCAAAGUUACAAACAUCUUGACUUGAAGCUGUUUUCAGUUCUUUGAGGUCCUAACAUGUUUUAGCCAGAGUUACCUGUUCAGGUUCUCCCCUGUUAGCAUUCCAGACUGGAAAGUUGGAGGUCUCAGGAAAUGCAUGUUCUCGUGAGUUUCCAGUUCUAUAGUUCUACAGAUGCGAUGAUGCAACCUCCUAACCUUUCGUUGCUCAUCCAAAUGAGAGCUUCAUAGGUAGAGUGCUUGACUUUUGAAUCACUAACAGAAAAUAAUGCACAGUGUCCCUCAGGAUAUGCUAAACAAGGUUUUUACAAGUAUUUUAUUUGACAGCAUUUUAGUCUUUCUACUAGAUUACAGUGACACAAUGGUAUAGAGGCUAUAUUUGCCAUAACUUAUUGGUGGCUCCUGUGUUAUAUACAGUUUUAAAUAAUGCUCUAAAUCGUUUGUUUUCCCAAUGACAUCAAUAAAAUGUUCUGUAGAAUUUGUAAAAUGUA
Messenger RNA from Leopardus geoffroyi (Geoffroy's cat), 5726 nucleotides. RefSeq names its product phosphatidylinositol specific phospholipase C X domain containing 3 (gene PLCXD3). The coding region runs from base 561 to 1526 and encodes 321 amino acids. The record is from RefSeq and is a predicted model, not a curated record. Gene Ontology annotation, biological process: lipid metabolic process. Gene Ontology annotation, cellular component: synapse. Lineage: Eukaryota; Metazoa; Chordata; Mammalia; Carnivora; Felidae. The transcript has 3 exons. Gene Ontology annotation, molecular function: phosphoric diester hydrolase activity.